UUGCUGAGUAUCAAUACAAAUGUGAGCAAUUUCCUUACGUGCAAUCGAUUUUUGGUCUAGGAAUGUACCCCUGCCAUCAAAACGAGUUUGAUGCAGGUCUUUGCUUCAUUACUAAAUGAAGUCUGCGAUGCAGGACACACUCUUCAGACUGCAUCAAGCAUCUACACAGUCAUUGCUGAAAACACAGACUUAUUAGCCUCACUGUAUCUGUCCACUUUACUGUGGAAUAGGUUUAAGGGAUAAACUCUAUUAUCUCGUUCAGCAUCGUUAAAUCUCUGUCUAACCUGGAGGAAGAUCUCAUCUGAUGAGGUUUCCUCAUUUUACUCAUUGUUAAAGUUGUUUUCAAUCCAAGAAUAAAAACUGUAGUUUGUUUUGUAGAGAUUGUUUUGUAAAAACAAAAGAAAUAUCUUCCCGUCUUUUUCUUUUUAUUGGUCAUUGGAAUAUGAGUAUACAGAGAAACCUGGAUUUUUAUUACAGUUCAGAAAAGUCUUCUCCUGUACUAAAUUGUUAGGUCAUCAUUUUCUAACUCAUCCCAAGAAUCUGGGCUCUGAUACGCUGUUGUGAAGUUUCCUAAUGAGGUGUUGUCUCAUUAACAAACUCUGGUUUGAAAUGACAAACUUGUGACAGAAAACCUGAUUAUAAGCUGGAGGUGAAAGAACAUGGAGCAGAUAAAGGGUGAUGGGAAGACACCACAGAGAUGCAUUCUGGGACAUGAGGGGACCAGUGUUUUUGGAGCUUUGCCAGAACUGAGGUCUUAGAAAUUUUGUUUUAUGAGUUCUUUGCAGAAAUGAGCAUCAGCGUGUCUUCUUUCUAAGCCUCGAGAGUCAAAAGGUGACACCAUGAGCUGAAAACAAAAGUGGAAAUACGUCAAAGUGUUUGCAGUUAAACUACACAUGGUUUUAAAAAAAGUCCACCAGAAGUGAUGGCGACGGAAGUAUUCUGUCUCCACACUGGUCAUUUGGUGCUGGAGGACUUUAUUCUUUCUGGUGAUUUGAUGCAGUCCUUGAUUUGGUCUUGGUUCCCUGAGAGGACUUCUAAUUUAGCUCAGCUGGAGCUUAUAAAUUGUUCUCGCUGAGUAGGGUUCAGAUUAACUUCACAUUGUGACAGUUCAUAGGCAAAAUAUGGUCCCUGUUAGCAAAACAAACCCUUAGAGAAAACCCCCCUCCGAGGGGGAGACUGUCAAAACCAGCGGUAUGGGAGAAAGAGGGACCGAGAAGGAGAGGACAAUCAAAGGCUGUUAUUUUAAUCUGCCCUGCCUCGGAGAUUAGCCGACCACAUUGUUUUAAUUGUUUUAAAGGGAGGGAAUGAAACGCGCUCUUAUAGGGAGAUCCUUGGCAUAAAUCUCUCAAGUUCAAUAGUUUCAAAAACUUGAGCUCCUCGCAGCCCCCGUCUCCCCCCUCAUCCCACCUAAUCCCGGCUAAUACCUUUCUUUCUAUUGGCUAAUGGCUGAGGGGAGCCUGGGUAAACGCUUCUUAAAUAGUCGUGGGUGAGAAUGGUUUGGGAGAAUUAAGCCCAUGCCACGACAAAGAGCGCUGCUCUGCGAGGAUUUAAGGCCCAAAUUGGACUAAGAAAAAAAACUGGACUACCGUUUACCGGCCGACCUGUGUGCGUAAAGACGGACUUGGAGCUGGAUCUCACGCUUCUGCUUUGGAUUCGGGUAUCAGGUUCAGCAUGAACUCCUUGAAUUUCUGCGGGACGUCCGGCGGCGGCGUGUACCCCUUCCACGGAGUUAACUCCAUGCUGGUGGAUCUGCGCCACCAGAUGGCGGAGCAGUACCACGCAUACUCUGCAGCAGGUCCCGCAGCGCACACACUCACUGUGGCGGAGAGGCUGGCAGAGCUCAUCCUCGAGGCUCGCUAUGGCAACCAGCAGAAGCAGCGCCGCAGCCGCACUGCAUUCACAGUGUCGCAGCUGCAGGCUCUGGAGAAAGCCUUCCAGCAGACGCAGUACCCAGAUGUUGGCAUGAGAGAGAGGCUGGCUGUUUGUAUAAACCUGCCCGAGGCUCGCAUUCAGGUGUGGUUCAAGAACAGGAGGGCAAAGUUUCGUAAAGGUCAACGAUGCUCCCCUCUGUCCAGAGACCAGAGUCUGGAGGAAGCUCCACAUCACAGCAAAGCAGGACACGAGGAGAUCAAGGCUAGAGACAAACAGGACAUCACCUUAUCAUGCGGUGACAGGAGCAUCCCACCGGCGCCUCCUCCUCCCCCUGAUGUGACCAAAAGCAGGGAUUUAGACUCCAAAACCUCACAGUGCCCCCUACGACUUCCCUCUCCUCCACUUUUCCCCUUCAUGGCAGGAGAGUGUUACAGUCACACACCUCACCAGCCAGUUGUAGGAGUGCUGUCCACUGAGCUCGCCUUCCCUCCGGUGUUCUGGCCCGUCAUACAGCAGCACAGCUCCACCCUCGGGAUUCCUACAUUGUCACUUACAAAAAACUGUAGCGUCUCCCUUCAGACUCCUUGCUCUAGUAAAGCAGUGCAACAUCCGUAUCUGGGGCUGUAAGUGAUGUGGACACCUGAAGCAGUCCUGUGAGAGACAAACCUGACAGCUGCUGAGAGUAUACGUUUAUAUUCUGUGAGUUUCACCUGUCUGCAUAAACGGAUGUAACACUCUGUACUUUCACAGUUCUUUUUUCCUAAUCUGCUCAGCGCUAUAUAGCGUGUUACACUGCUAAGUACUAGUAUUAGGAGUAGACAAUUAAAAAAAAUAGCAAAAGCAUUUGGGAAAAGUCAUUUUGUAACUGAGCACUGAAGCAUAGAAAUAAGAUCAUUGGCACCUGCUCUCUCUAUUAUUUAUUUUACACUCUUCUCUUUCAAGAAAGGAUUAUGGUAUAGACUAUAGCCAGGAAAACAGUGGAACUAUUGAAAAUGAACUCUGAGUAGCUUGGAAAGAAAAGCGACUGGACUUCUUUAAGUUCUUUCUGAACUAAAGAAGCUUCUCGGCUGAGAGGUGAAACAUCUUCAAGAAACUUAAAGAAGUCCAGUCGCUUUUCUUUCCAAGCACCUUAGACUGCCAUGGCCCGGGUGACUGAGAACCUGCACAGACAUUUUGGAAAUGAAGUUAAAACUCUGAUAUUUCCAGUGUUUUUUUGUUUUUUGUUUUGUUUUUAAAAGAAGCAAGUACAAAUACAAGCUCACGUUGAGGUAUUAGUACUGUGACAAUUUUAUGUAACUUUUAACUUCUGAUCCAAGAUUUUCAGCACUUUUCACUCCACUACCUUUACUAGACAGUUUCAGUCACUUACAUGUAAAUUAUCCCAUAAUUCUUGAAAUAUGUUGUAAUUAUUGUAAACUGUUGUAAAUUGUACAUGCAGUUAGUAAAAAUGUAUAUUUGUCCUGUUUUUCAUUAAAAUAUUU
Molecule: messenger RNA, 3353 nt
Organism: Oreochromis niloticus (Nile tilapia)
Lineage: Eukaryota; Metazoa; Chordata; Actinopteri; Cichliformes; Cichlidae
Gene: dmbx2
Product: diencephalon/mesencephalon homeobox 2
Exons: 4
Coding region: 1672-2499 (275 amino acids)
Biological process (GO): regulation of transcription by RNA polymerase II
Molecular function (GO): RNA polymerase II transcription regulatory region sequence-specific DNA binding; DNA-binding transcription factor activity, RNA polymerase II-specific
Source: RefSeq, a predicted model, not a curated record